UACCAACCAUACAGACUCGGGCGAUAGUUUUCUUUGUAGAUUAUUUGUGCCAAAAUGUUAAUAAUACGAUAAUUACCAUGUUCAUUCAUGCACACUUAUUGUAAAUUAAUGUAGGAAUGAACUGAAAUUGUUCAAUAAAAACUGUUUUCAUAAAAAAGGGCUUUUCUCCCGCCAUCAACGGGGACUGGGAAAGUGCCAUCUGGACAAGUUGAGGGCGGCAGAGCCUGGAAGAGCGGGAAAUAAAACACAAUUAAACUAGCUAACCUGCGACUGCUCUAAAGUUUACCUACCUUUGGCACAUGGAAACAAACUAACAAUAAUCUGUAGAUAAAUGUUUCUCUGGUUAAAUACAACUAUGACAAUAGAAAUGGUCCUUCUGUAGCUCAGUUGGUAGAGCAUGGCGCUUGUAACGCCAGGGUAGUGGGUUCGAUUCCCAGGACCAUCCAUACGUAGAAUGUAUGCACACAUGACUGUAAGUCGCUUUGGAUAAAAGCGUCUGCUAAAAUGGCAUAUAUUAUUAUUAUAGAAAUGUAGCCCACCUAUGAAUAUGAGUGGUUUUAGGACGAGCUCAAUCUGGUAAACGCCGGAUAUUUUCCCUUCGUUCAUACUGCAGACAGACUUGAUGCCUCAGGCUCGGCUGUCCCUGGCUGUGUGCACCUCCCUGCGAGGUGUUUCAGCUCGAGCUGCCAUUGUCUUCUGAAUCAUCUAGUUAAGCGCAGGUGUCUACGAUGGAGGACGAAAUAACCCUAAUCUCAAUCUGCACGCAGACCAGCACUCCCUCUCCUCCUCCUGCUCCAGUGUCUCAUGACCCCAGCAACGACACCUCUCCCUCUCACCAUGCCCCCCGCUUUGGCACCAUCAUCCCUAACCGCAUCUUUGUGGGAGGCAUUGAUUUCAAGACCAAUGAGAGCGACCUGAGACGCUUCUUCUCCCAGCAUGGAGCAGUGAAGGAGGUGAAGAUAGUGAUUGACCGUGCUGGGGUGUCAAAAGGAUAUGGCUUUGUCACCUUUGAGACUCAGGAGGAUACAGAGAGAAUCCUUCAUGAUGCUGACAGACUGUGCUUCCGGGACAAGAGGCUCAACAUCGGCCAGGCCGUCCGCAAGCAGCAAGUGGGAGGUCACCCAAACAGCUUCUCUGUGUCCAGCCAUACUCCUGCCAUGAUACCCACCCCCUGUGGAACCAUGUACCUCACCACCCCUACAGGCUACCCCUACACCUACCACAACGGAGUGGCUUACUUCCACACCCCAGAGAUGAGCCCCUCCGCCCCCUACCACUGGCCCUCCCGCUCAGUGCCUGGUUCUCCAGUCAUGCUGACCCACCAGCCUCCACCCAUCUACCAGCAGCCAGCCUACCAUCACUACCAGGCCCCUACACAGUGUCACCCUAGUCACCUGCAAUGGAACGUUCCUCAGUCUCCAGUGCCCUCCAGCCCAGUGUUGUACAUGCAGCCCUCUGAGCUCCUGUACCAGCCCAUGGAGCAGCCCAGCGACGGGGGAUGUGUCCAGCCUGCCAUGCCCCUCAUAGAGGCCCCCAUCCCUGAGCAGCAGUUCAUCGACCACAUGGUGCAACCAGCCUACAAUCACACGUUAUCAUACUACCCACAAAGUCCAGGGGGGAUGACACCGGUGAUGAUACAGCAAGAACCAGGAAAGGAACAGAAGUUCCACGCCAUGAGGCGAGGUUACCCCUCCUCGCCGGUCAGCCUGAAGCCCAGGUACGGCCGCAACCCGCACUACGCCCACCUGCGCAAGGAGUACCGCCCAGAAAUCACCACUGACCCCUCCCCUCCGCCCGCCACCGAACCACUCAAGUAGAGUAUAUCCACGUUUCCUUUCAGCCAAUGAAACGCCCAUCUCCUCAGGCAGAAAGACCCACUUCUCUAUCUCUCCACCCGCUUCUCAAUCUCUCCAUGACCCUGUCUCCUCCAACCUUUCACACGCAUCAUAUUAUUCAGUCCAGACAACUAUGUGCUCGCUGAAUGUUCAUCUGUUUAGUAUAAUUUAAUAGAAUAUUGAGAAUAUGAAUCAUUUUAGCUACUAAAAGGUACUGUAAGCACUAUGAUGUAAGUGCUCGUUCUAUCACUUCUGGACUGAAAAGGUGCAUAGCUUCCUCUGGUGUUUUUCCCACGACUCAGGGAGGGAUAACUAGCUCCUGGUACUGCAUUGUACUGUUGAACUGUUUCAUAACUAACCCAAUGCACGAUUGAGCUUAAAGUUAAGCUAAACGAUCUUUUGUAACAAGAAUGUUCCUCCUUUGGCAUUUGUGUCAAACUUUUGCCAUGUAAUCGUUCAGAGUAUAGAAGCAAAAGGGAGCUAUUUCCUGAUACUGCUUUAUAAUGGCCUAUUGGCCAAUCACACGUUUUCUUUUUCAAAUGAGCUCUUUACGCAAAGCAAAAAAGAAGUCUAACGAAGAUUACUGCCGAUAUUAGUUCUAAAUAAAAGCUCUCUUAUCUGCCAUGGGGCAUGUUUAUCUCAUUGGUAUUAGAAUAGUCAAGAUUACUGUCUUUAUAAUGUGACUGCAAUACAUGUUGGAAAAGGUAUUUUAAAAUAAUUAGGCUGCUGUCACAGAGGAGUGCAAAUAGAUCCCUAGAGUUAAUCGUUACAUAAUUCUCCAACUGGAUGAAAAAAUACAUAACCAGGAGGUUAUUUUAUACAUUUAGCAUUUUUAUGUAUCUCAUGUUUUCAAGAGCUGUUUCAUAUAGAUUUAGCUGUGAUUGUGAGUCUCUAAAAACAAUGUGCCCUCCAGAUGAGGGGUAACAUCAAAUUAACUCUGUCCACUGGACUGGGACCACAAAUAAAGUACAAUGAACAUCAGUCAAACAGAUUCACAUGGUCUUUCGUCGGCUUUGUGUGACGGCUGGAACAUUUCAAGAUUGGAAGGUCAACAAGGCAAGCUCUUUUUGCCGCUCUUUCCUGCCUGUAAAUUAUUCGCCUCAUCUUCAUCAACUUCAAUCACCCUGGGUUCAGUCAUGAGUCACCCUGGGUUCAGUCAUGAGUCACCCUGGGUUCAGUCAUGAGUCACCCUGGGUUCAGUCAUGAGUCACCCUGGGUUCAGUCAUGAGUCACCCUGGGUUCAGUCAUGAGUCACCCUGGGUUCAGUCAUGAGUCACCCUGGGUUCAGUCAUGAGUCACCCAUGGUCUACACGGUUUGGUUACUUUUUCUCCUGCAUCCUGUCUUGGUCUGCUCCCUCAUUGGUUAUGCAUGUAUUCUGUUGAAAUUGUAUUCUAUAACUGAUAAGCUAUGGGUGUCAGAGUUGAGGUUUAACUAAAGAAUUUAUGACAUCACAUAUUUCAUUGAGGCCUAUUUUUUUUGAAUAAUUAUUUGAAUAGCUGGAUUGCAUGUACUAUGAGGUGUCUGGUUUUGUUUUGUGUGAACUGCGAUUCACUUUCAUUUCAUGAUCUUCCCUGUAAAAAUAUAUAUAUAAUCAGGGUAGAAACAUCUCGAAUUUUCCACAACUGUUCAUAAUUGAAAAGUUAUGACGUUUUGCUCUGAAACAUACUUGUUUUCUUGUUGAGAAUUGAUCAUAGUGAAAGUCAAUGCCAGAAGAAAAGAAAUGACAGAAUCAUUUCUUAAAUAAGUGCUCCCAUGUUCUGUUAAUUUAUCAUUAAAAUAACCGUUUAGGUCAAUUUGAUUUGGUCAGUUACUAAUAAAACAGAAUUAAAGUUUGAUUUGAAAUGACAAUUUUAGGAAGGGUAUUUUGUUGUAUUCCAAGCAUGCCUGUAAUUCCUCAAUGUUCCAUUUGAAUAAACAGGUUUUACUCUUUACAUAUUGUCAUAGCACCACAUUGUCAAGUCAAUGUGUCUUGCUUUUUAAAACAUACAUAAAUGUUGAACUAUUUAUUACAAUGUUAGACGUUUGAAGUUCAGUUUGGGGAUAUCCCACCUCUACCUCCUGUAAUCCCAUUACUCAAUCUGAGGAGCAGAUCAACUAUGCUUUGCUCCAAAGUACAGCCUUUUAAAAAAUGUCAUAUUGUUUUGGAGUUAAGAUAUGCUCUGUUCGUCUACCCUUUUUAUAAAUGAGGCGAAGUUGUCUUGACCUUACAGUUAAGAUGUUUUAACAUCAGUGCAUGUAUGUUUUGUAUAUAGUUCUGAACACUAACUAACAUUUGGAUGUUUACUUUGAUGUUCUUCUGCACAUUACAUUGUGCCUUGUUCUUUCUGAAUAUUGGGGGGGGUGUUUAAGACUUGUUGUGUUCAGAAGUGGGUCGUCUUGUUGGUACGAAUAAAGUUUGAACCCUUGAGGAG
Messenger RNA from Oncorhynchus keta (chum salmon), 4247 nucleotides. RefSeq names its product protein boule-like. The transcript has 11 exons. The coding region runs from base 729 to 1817 and encodes 362 amino acids. Lineage: Eukaryota; Metazoa; Chordata; Actinopteri; Salmoniformes; Salmonidae. Gene Ontology annotation, molecular function: RNA binding. The record is from RefSeq and is a predicted model, not a curated record.